AUUUGACGUGAGAAAGAGGAUCGCCACCAGCCACUCACACGCACAGCCCGGCUAGCUAGCUCCCCCACCUUUCCCUUCCCUUCCACUCCGCGUCCAUCUCCCUCUCCGGCUCAUUAAUAUCCAGCUCCCUUCCUCUUCCAAGCUGCCAUUACUGCCGUACACGGAGCAGCGACACAUAGAGAAGAGAUCUCUAUCGGUUGAGCUCUAUUUUUCUCUCUCUUCUUACAAGCUAGGGUUUGUUGAUUUGCGCAUGGAUCGGAGCAGCUUUGGGAAUCUCGCAGCUGGAGGAGGGGGCAGCAGCAGCUCGAAGUCUUCUCCGUCCUUCCUGCAGCUCCAGCCACUGUCCACAACGACGGUGGCUGCGGGGCCAGGGCCGAUGGGCGGAACGUACUACGGCACGCCGCUCGCGUUGCACCAGGGCGCCGCAGCCGCCGGGUCGUCGCAGUCGCCAUACCAGUUCCACCACCACAAGAGCAGUGUCGGGGAGAUCUCGCAGGCGGAGGCUGAGGCCAUUAAGACCAAGAUCAUGGCGCAUCCCCAGUACACCGCUCUCCUCGUCGCCUACCUUGACUGCCAGAAAGUCGGUGCGCCGCCGGACGUGCUGGAGCGGCUGACGGCCAUGGCAGCGAAGCUUGACGCCCACACGCCGGGCCGGCUGCACGAGGCUCGUGACCCGGAGCUCGACCAGUUCAUGGAGGCGUACUGCAACAUGCUGGCCAAGUACAGGGAGGAACUGACGCGGCCAAUCGAGGAGGCCAUGGAGUUCCUCAAGCGAGUGGAGGCGCAGCUCGACUCCAUCACCGGCGGUGGCCAUGGCUCCGCGCCCCUCUCCCUUGCCGCUGGCAAAUAUGAAGGUGUUGGCUCUUCUGAGGACGACAUGGACGCUAGCGGGCGCGAAAAUGAGCCGCCAGAGAUAGACCCACGCGCCGAGGACAAGGACCUCAAGUACCAGCUUCUGAAGAAGUACAGUGGCUACCUGAGCAGCCUCCGGCAAGAGUUCUCCAAGAAGAAGAAGAAAGGGAAGCUCCCAAAGGAGGCCAGGCAGAAGCUACUUCACUGGUGGGAGCUGCACUACAAAUGGCCUUACCCCUCAGAGACAGAAAAGAUCGCGCUUGCGGAAUCGACGGGGCUAGACCAGAAACAGAUCAACAACUGGUUCAUUAACCAAAGGAAACGGCAUUGGAAACCGUCCGAGGACAUGCCGUUCGUCAUGAUGGAAGGAUUCCACCCACAGAAUGCCGCAGCCCUAUACAUGGACGGUCAGUUCAUGGCUGACGGCAUGUACCGCCUCGGUUCAUGAACCUACUUUGGACAAUUGAUCCGGCGAAAGGCGAUGGUGAAAUUGGAAAGAUAUCUUUAUUCAGCACUGGUUGCAAUGCAUUAUGGAAUUUUUGGGACCUUCCCGGAUUGACAGGAUUUGCUCUAGUUUCAGUGAUGGCAUAUAGUUGUCAAUUGUCAUGUCGAUUCGGUGGGUUGCAAUUUAGGUGUAUUUGGAUCUCCUAUUCGAUAUGAUUGCAUGUUUCAGAUUGGUGAAACAUGUUCAAAGUUGCCUAUCUGAAUUAGUUAUGUACAUUGGUUUUUCUUUUAAUAGUUUAUGUGGAUAUGGUCACGAUAACGUGUAUAUUAUAUGGAAAAUUUCACCAGCUUUAAAGUUGUA
Molecule: messenger RNA, 1657 nt
Organism: Hordeum vulgare subsp. vulgare (domesticated barley)
Lineage: Eukaryota; Viridiplantae; Streptophyta; Magnoliopsida; Poales; Poaceae
Product: homeobox protein knotted-1-like 12
Exons: 5
Coding region: 251-1300 (349 amino acids)
Biological process (GO): regulation of DNA-templated transcription
Cellular component (GO): nucleus
Molecular function (GO): DNA binding; DNA-binding transcription factor activity, RNA polymerase II-specific
Source: RefSeq, a predicted model, not a curated record